Plasmodium reichenowi is the source of this 357-nucleotide messenger RNA. RefSeq names its product 40S ribosomal protein S20e, putative. The record is from RefSeq and is a predicted model, not a curated record. Lineage: Eukaryota; Apicomplexa; Aconoidasida; Haemosporida; Plasmodiidae. Gene Ontology annotation, cellular component: ribosome; cytosolic small ribosomal subunit. Bases 1 to 357 code for a protein of 118 amino acids. The transcript has 2 exons. Gene Ontology annotation, biological process: translation. Gene Ontology annotation, molecular function: structural constituent of ribosome.
AUGAGUAAAUUAAUGAAAGGAGCUAUUGAUAACGAGAAGUAUAGGCUUCGUCGUAUUCGUAUUGCUUUAACUUCCAAAAACUUAAGAGCCAUAGAAAAAGUAUGCAGUGAUAUAAUGAAAGGAGCUAAAGAAAAAAAUUUGAAUGUAUCAGGACCUGUAAGAUUACCAGUAAAAACCUUAAGAAUAACUACCAGAAAAUCACCAUGUGGAGAAGGUACAAAUACAUGGGAUAGAUUUGAAUUAAGAAUAUAUAAAAGACUUAUUGAUUUAUAUUCACAAUGUGAAGUUGUUACUCAAAUGACAUCCAUCAAUAUCGAUCCAGUUGUCGAAGUAGAAGUUAUUAUAACUGAUUCUUAA